Molecule: messenger RNA, 5302 nt
Organism: Carassius auratus (goldfish)
Lineage: Eukaryota; Metazoa; Chordata; Actinopteri; Cypriniformes; Cyprinidae
Product: histone deacetylase complex subunit SAP130-like
Exons: 21
Coding region: 17-3256 (1079 amino acids)
Biological process (GO): negative regulation of transcription by RNA polymerase II
Cellular component (GO): Sin3-type complex
Source: RefSeq, a predicted model, not a curated record
UCGUGCUUUUUGGUUGAUGCCGUUUUCACACUAUGGAGUAGGAAUAGCUUCUGAGAGACGCGAUAAUAGACCCAAGAUGAGUUCUCAGCAGUUUCCCAGGGCUGCACUGCCUCCUCCUGGAGCUGGACCCGGCCAGAUGUCUACUGACAGCAGCGUUCUAGGCACACAAUCAGUGGGCAGUGAGGACAGCAGCCGUGAAGUGGAUCACUCUCGGGAUCCUCCACCUGGCAGCAGCAGUGGCAGUGGAGGUGGAAUUGCAUCGUUCCGUGAUGAUAAGCAGGAGACGGUGAUGGUCAGGCCCUACCCACAGGUCCAAGCUCUCGUCCAGCCACCUGCUUUGCCCCAGCAUGUGCCUAUUCAGCCCAGCCCUCCUGUAACUGUGGCCACCCCAUCAGUACAGCUACUACAGGGCCAGCAGUCCGGCGUCAGCGAGGGCUCUGUGAAAGCUACCCUGAAGUCACCUAUGCCCAGUCGUCUUAUAGCACCUGCUCCGGCCAUUAGCCAAGGUCAUAUUCCUGUUCCAGCCAAAGUGUCUGGACAUAUCACCGUUCCCCUUGAGAGCAGCAUUGCUCCAGCUUCCAUACCAGUGGCAACCAUCAGCGGUCAGCAGGGACAGAGUAAUCUCCAUCAACUAAUGGCCACUAAUGUGCAGAUCUUCAGGGGCAAUGCAUCUGCGCUACAGAUCGGAUCUGCUGCUCCUCCCCAUACUUUCACCUCCCAUCUGCCCAGAGGCGCAGCUGCUGCAGCUGUCAUGUCUAGCACUAAAGGCCCUACUGUUCUCAGACCAGCCGGAGGAGGAAAUACAGGCCCCAGCCAACCUGCAGCUGUGCAGCACAUUAUACAUCAGCCUAUUCAGUCUCGACCUUUGGUGACCACCUCAACCGCUGUUCUGCCUACCAUGGUGGCUCCCAUUCCAGCUGCUAGAACCCAGUCCCCAGUCAUUAACACCCCUGUCACACAUGCUGCAGAGAUGGUUCAUGGGCGACCAGUAACUAUUCACCCUCCACCAACCACCAUCAACAUCCAGCGUCCCCCCACUCCGCGGGACACUGCCACCCGCAUCACCCUCCCCUCACACCCAGCUAUUGGAACCCAGAAAGCCCAGCCUGCUCACACCGUCACACAAAAGCCGAUCUUUAACACUGUGACCCCUGUUGCCGCUGCCACUGUAGCUCCGAUCUUAGCUACCAACACUGCUACUUCAGCUGCUUCUACAGGCUCUGCACCACACACCCAAAUGACCAGUAGCACUAUUGUCACCAUGACAAUGGCCUCUCACUCCUCCCAUGCUACAGCUGUGACCACCUCUGCCAUCCCUGUCGCUAAAGUGGUUCCUCAACCGAUUGCCCACACUUCCUCACGCAUCCAGCCAGAGUACUCAGGAGAAAGGACCAACCUGAUUCCCAUUUCAGGCCAUCGCUCUUCACCAAACCCUGUCACCAUGGAGGCUCGCAGCGAUAACAGGCCGCCAGUGCCAGUGCAGUUUCAGUACUUUCUACCCACAUACCCUUCAUCCCCGUAUCCUCUGACCCACACCUACACCCCCAUCACCAGCUCGGUCUCCAGCAUCCGCCCCUACCCAGUAACGGCUUCAGCUCAGAGCUCAACUCUUCCUGCUCAGGCUGGUGUUGGUGUGGCCACCACUGUGCACUUGAACCCCAUGCUGAUGGCAGUGGAUCGCAUUGGCUUGCCAUCUGCCCAGAUCAGCACUCAGAACAUCCAGCCAGCCUCUAUGACUGCUCAGGGCAUUCAGCCUGCACCAAUAGGAGUGCAGGGGCUUCAUGCCACUGCACCAAUCAGCACCCAGAGCGUACAACAGGCUCCGGUCACCACGCAACAGCCACAAUCUGAAGCAAAACCACCAGGUGUUGUUUUGGCUGAAAGUCCUGCUUUUGUCACUAAUCCAAUCGGGAGCACUUUUAGUGGCACGCAGCCUGUCACUACGAUGGUGCAGACACACCCCCAGGGGGCGGCUACAGGUGCACCCACACUCGUCUCCUCCCCUCGACCUAGCAUCCUUCGCAAAAAACCUGUGAAUGAGGGGGCAGUGCGUAAAAGUCUGAUCCCAGCACAGCCAAGUGAGCAUAAUGCUGGCCGAAUGGAUAGUGGGAUGAGGCUCUCGGGAUCCCCUCGCCCAGCGGGAGUGAAGCCCAAAUCUGAUGUUCAUGUUGCGAUGGCGUCCCCAGUCAUGGCAACUGUGGAGGCUCUUCCGAGUCACGGAGGUGAGCAGCAGCCGCUGUCCACUCCUACUCAGCAUCAUUCACAGGCCAUUCCCACCCUUCUGGCUCCACCAGCUCCGACACCUCCCUCUCAGCCCACUGCCGUUCUUUCAGCCCUGCCGGCAGCCAUGGCUGUCACUCCCCCUGUGCCUGCCUCCAUGGCCAAUGCAGUGGCUUCUCCCACUCAGCCAGCAGCCACCAGCACUGCUACCCUGAGCUCCAGCCUUCCAGAGGUUAAGGUGAAACAGGAAACUGAGCCAAUGGAUACUUCACAAGCAGUGCCCUUGGCUCCUUCUUCGACAGGUCCAGCUCCAUCCCUCUCCUCUCAGGCCUCCACCUUGGCCAUAUCUUCUCAACCCGGAGACCUCCUACCUGGGGCCUCUCCAAGAAAGAAACCCCGCAAACAGCAGCAUGUGAUCUCCACUGAGGAGACGGAGAUGAUGGAGACCAACAGCACAGAUGAAGAGAGAGCUAGCAGCCGAGCUCCAGGAAACAGACCUGAAAGACACGAGUCUCCACCUAGGGAAUAUGUUGAUGAGGAUGGUGUUCGUUACGUACCAGUCCGCCCCAGACCGCCCCUCACUCUUUUGCGCCAAUACCGUAACCCAUGGAAGGCCGCCUAUCACCACUUCCAGAGGUACAGUGACAUCAGAGUCAAAGAGGAGAAGAAAGGCAGCCUUCAGGACAUGGCCAAUCAGAGAGGAGUAGCAUGUCGAGCUCAGGGCUGGAAAGUGCACCUGUGUGCCGCACAGCUGCUGCAGCUGACUAACUUGGAGCAUGACGUGUACAGCCGGCUGACCACCCUGCAGGAAGGCCUCAUCCCAAAGAAGAGGGCUGGAGCUGACGAUGAUCUGCACCGCAUCAAUGAGCUCAUACAAGGCAAUAUGCAGCGCUGCAAGCUUGUGAUGGAUCAGGUGACUGAAGCUCGCGACACCAUGAUGAAAGUACUGGACCAUAAGGACAGAGUCUUGAAGCUGCUCAACAAGAAUGGGACCCCCAAAAAGAGCUCCAAGUUAAAGCGCAAGGAUCGGGCAUAGAUGCCACUCCACCGGGUUUAUCUUUGUCUUUCAGCGGAGUCGAACACAGAAAUACUCUUCAAAAGCUGGACCUGUCAUGGUUUAUCAGGUUGCUGUGCACAAUCAUCUACUUUCUUUUACAGUCUCGAAAAGAGAGAGAGAGAGAGAAAGAGACGGUUGUAAACCAUUGAACUGUUUUUACAGGAACUGCUGCUUACUGUGGACUGUCAAACUGUCCAUUAGGUAUGAGGCAGCCUGGUUAACCAAUGGUUGUUGUUUCCCCGCUAAAGAAAUUCUUUAAGUAUUUCGAUUUAAAAGAAACAUGUUGUCUUAUUUUUAUUUUAGUCUUUAGUUUUAGAGGCGAUGCUUUUGCUGUAAUGGACUUUAAAGAUCAGAAAUGUUUGCUACAUGUAACUCCUGUAUCUAGUUUGAUUCACACCAAGUACACGAUGCACACAUGCACAUGCUCGCAAGAGUGUGUUAGCUUUCCAUGUUUUGGUGCCUUGUAACAUGGGUGAAACUUUGGGGUUUUCUUUUUUCUUUUACUACAAAAAUUGAAGGUAAUCUGUCCGAGAUUAGUUAGAAAUUCCACUUUGAAAAUGUGUGUUAAUAGUCUUGUACUAACCAGAUAUAAUGCCCUCUAACCCUUCUAGGUUUUUUUUCUUUUCAUCACUGUAAACAUUCAAGCGUUAUAGUGACUGAUGGUCGUACAAAGCAGUCAAAUGUGUUCUUGAAAGAGUCGGUAUAAUUAUGUGGAUUUAUAUUAUAAGAUUGUGUCUAACGUUUUAUGUUUCAUUGUAAGAAAAUUGUUCUUAAUGGAAGUGAUGUGGUUUUCACCGAGUCUUUUUUUGUGCUGUUUUGCAGAUAUAAUGUUCUGGGCUUGAAAAAUAAUUUGACUUUUGUAAGGUGUUUUUUUUUUUUUUUUCAUUCUUAGAUUCUUUUAUUUUUCUGUGUGUAACUGUUAUGUGCUAUUGCAGUAAAACUGGAUACAUUUACAAAGAGCCUUGUUUAGUAAGUACACACACCUCUCAAGACUUGGCUAGUGAAAGAACGGUUGCACUUUAUUUAACAGUACAUGUACUUACAUGUACUCAUAGUGUUCUUACAGUGUAUUUAUCUAAGAAAGUUCUGGUAAUACAAGGUAACUACAAUGGGGUAGGGUUAGGUUUAGGGGUAGGUUCAGGGUUAGUACCUAGUUAUUUCAUAGUUAUUGUAAUUACUAUAAUAAGUACAUAGUAUGUACAUGGGGAACAGGACUGUAAAAUAAAGUGCUACCGAAAGAACUUAGGAAAGUAGAUUUUAGAUUUUGAAUAUAAUGAUCGCUGUAGUCAGUACAUUGUUUCCAUUUGCAUAUGCUUUUAUCCAGAGAGCUGUGUUGCUUUCAAAGUAUAUUUUACCAGUUCUUUCUCUCUCUGAGAAUCAACCCAUCACCUUGGCAUUGUUAGCGCCAUGCUCUACUUUUUGAGCUACAGAAAGUUGUUGGGGAUCUUUUUUUUUUUUCUUCUUUAACAAAACCAUUGAAAAAUCAGAUAUGCAGCAGGAAAUCUGGCCUGCUCUUUCACUAGUAAUCCGUAAACCCCUUUCAUUAUCGUUAGAACAGUUUCCACAUUGUUCAAAACCGUGUUUCUAAUAUUUUGAAGAUGUUUACCAUUUUCAUCAUUCAGAAAUGUUUAAAGUAGUCUUUGAUUUACUCUAAAUCAAUCUAGUAAAGGGUGAUUGCAGACAUUUAAUGUUUCAAACCAUCUUAAAAAUAGCUUAGUUGAAUUUUAAUUUAUGUUAGGUAAAGUUAGUAUUUUUUUUAGUGUUUUUUUUACAAUGUGUAAUAAAUUAUUGACCUUCAUGAUGUGAAGAAGAAAAAAAAUGACCGUAAGCAUUCCUGCACUGAUUGUGUCCCGAUAUUUUAUCUAACCUUGUUUCUUCCUGUAGGUUAAGGUCAAAAAUGUUGUUUGCUAAGGAUAUAUAUAUUUUAUUUUUUUUCUGUUCAUUCUUGACUCUGUUGAGAGAACCUGUUCUAUAAACUGCAUGUGACCAAAAAACACCACACCACAUAAACUCUUAAUUAUUGUG